AUGGCGGAAUUCCUACCCCUUUGCGAUGUUCUAUUCAACGUCAUAUCCUUGGCUGGAUAUUUCUGCGACGUUGUAUUCGACCUCGUAAUGGGUUAUGCGCUUCUUGAGAGAGGCUACAAAUGUACAUUUGCUGCUACUAUUUCUAUAGUCAUUACUUCCCUUCUCAUAUCGCAGGUGCUUUCAAUUCGUUGGUAUCUACAUAUGUGGUGGGCGAGUGAAGAUCGUAAGGAUCGGCCGCCCUGGUUGCCAAUAUUGGUUCAUUGCUUGCAAAUGGGUGUUCUCUGGCGCUAUGCAAGAUUGUUAGUACCAGUUGAGCUGAGACGGGUUAAACAUCAAGUUAGGGAUUUAUGUAUGUUACGUUUGGUUCACGCCUUCUGCGAGGCGGCUCCGAUGCUGCUUUUACAAAUACACAUCUUACUUAAAAAUGCUGAUCUAGAAACAUCGAAUGAAUUGACACUUACAGAGCCCACUGUCGAUGAACCAUCAGCAAACAAAGCUUUCGCGGAUCUGAACGUGAUAUCAGCAUCGCUGUCUUUGUUUUCCGUGUGUUGGGCACUCGCUAGCUUCAGUAAAAACGUUCGUUUGCAGAACGUACAUCGCCUAGUAUUGACGUGGCUGGGAGUCAUUUUUCAGUUUCUUUGGCGUCUUGGCACCGUGUCAGCUAGGAUAUGUGCCUUAAGCGUUUUCGCUUUAGUGUACGAAUAUUGGGUGUUUCUAGUUAUAAGUCUACAUUGGAUAUCAAUGUUUUUAUGGUUGAUAUCACCAAAGAAUGUUUUCCACGGCGAACGAAUAAGUCGUCCACGUAAAGCUUAUUUGUCAGCGCUGAUAGCUUUUGUGUAUGUGUUCGCGUACAUUAAUCUUCAAGAGCACAAUCACAGACAGAAAAUGGUUGUGUUCUACUGUGUGAUGUGUGUGGAGAACUGUGUGUUGGUGACCGCGUGGUGGUGUUCGUGGCGCGGCUCGCUCCGUCCUCAGUCUAUAGCUGCUGCUGCAGCGGGCGCUGCUGCUGCUGGUCUAGCGUGUAUGCUGCUUUAUUACAGAUACUUCCACGUCCGUAGAUUAGGCUACAUGCUUGGCGAACAUCAACAGGGAACUAAUAGUACAAAUGCGUCGUCGCAAAAUAAAAAUGAGAAGCCAAAUCAGAACGACAACGCGACUAUACCGGGUGUUUUCAACUGUAGAUUUUCAAAUCCAGUUAAUAAUAGCGCAGCAAACGGUCGUAAGAAGAAAAAGCCGACGUCUUUCGUUCCGCCUCCCGCAGCGCAACCUGUAGCUUUUUGGAGAAGACCUCUUCCAACCGCACACAAUCAUCACGGCGGGUCUUCAGAAAACGAAGGAUCAAGCGUCGGCUCGCGUGUGAACAUUCAACAGAAGUUACAAGAAAAGAAACAAAAACAGCUAGCGGAGUUAAGGGUCAUAGAAGAAGAAAUAAAACAAGGGAAAUUGGCGAAGACUACUCCGGUAGCCGCUGAAGAAAUAUACAGCAGUCUGCAAAGACAGCCCAUACCUCGAGCAAAAACACACGCAGAGCCACCGGCGUGGCCUAGCAUAGAAAUGACGCACUCCUAUCAAAACUACCCCGUCCUACCCCACAACUGCAAUUACCCGACAUACACCGAAAUAAAACCGGAAUACAAUCAAAACUUCCAAGCAAACGAAAAAAUACAGAACAUAUACAAUCAAGAUUCUAGAUCAUUCUACGAAAACCCGGCGAAUUUACGCAACGAGGUGAACAGACAACUUAGAUCACCGAAUUACUUGGAAAGGAAGUAUGAAUCAAAUGUAUGCAUCAACAACAGCCCUAGGAAAUACAUAGAUAAUAACUACGACCAAACGAGAACAAAAUAUUCUGGAGAUCGACCGGAGUUUACUUACGAAGAUAAUCAAACUUACAAUAAAGAAGAAUAUUCCAUAAACGCUAUAAACGUGCAAGGAAUGUACGACUGUAGUCAAUACAACCAAAAUUGUGAGAGGUUCAGUUAUCUGGGCGGAAAAAUGGAACAUAUAAGGAAAGUCCAACGUUGUAGGACCCCUGAAAUAUUAUUGGCACCGCAUUAUUUAGAGGGAUGUAAUAGACAAUUCUGCAACUGGGCGCCUUACACUAAUAGGAAAAAGGAGGAAGUGCCGGGUGCUAGUACGGGUGCGAGUGUGGGUGUGGGUGCAAAUGUGGGUGCAGCCGUGGGUGCAUCGGGUGUGAACACGGCUGCAGUAGAAAGUAGCGAAGAAUCUGGCGACAAAAGGGAUACUCCGCGCCCUCCUAGUGAUAUCGAUAGUCAGAUAUCUCUUCCCCGUUCGUACACCCUGCCACGUGAGUUUCGUUACUGGCGCCGUCGUCCGCGACCCGCUCCGUCGAACAACAGCAGUGAUGGUGAUGUAGAUAGCGCUGAUAAUGAUAGUGAUCAUCGCUCAAACUGUUCCGCUGGCUCUCAAAUCCAGCCUCCCACAUACGGGGAAUUCCCGUAUGGGCCGAGACAUGAAUAUGACUACGCGUGCCCCGGAAGAAGGCGAAUACGGAAACAGGGACCCAAACCGGAAACUAAGCUGUAG
Molecule: messenger RNA, 2547 nt
Organism: Danaus chrysippus (African queen)
Lineage: Eukaryota; Metazoa; Arthropoda; Insecta; Lepidoptera; Nymphalidae
Source: the annotation of a GenBank genome assembly